ACAAAAGUUUGGCAAAUAGUCAUGACAAUACGAUGUUAACGAAUGCGCACGGCACACAGUAUUUCUCCAUUUCCUUAUGGAUGUACCGUGAGCACAGGACAUGACAGCCACAAUGACUGCUCAGUUGUACGCUCUACAGUAUGUGCCGGCCUGCUUCUGGCCACAAAGGAAAGGCACAAACCACACAACAACAGCACGCAAACACCACGAGGAGAAAAUCAGACAAGACGCAAGGCCAAUCAGGAAGAUAACGUCCUCUGCCUCUGAAAGCGCAGGGGCCUGAAAGUAAUUGGCAAUUAGAUGCUUGCAAAAUCGAAUCAUAUACUGUACUGCGGCAGCUGUAUAAUAAAGGUCUAAAGGAGAAGAUAAGUGGCCAACCAGUUCUUCGAGUCCGCCGCACGCCGCACGCCGCCGCGCAGUUUGCCACGUCGAUUGAGCGCUUGCUAGACUCCUAUGGCAAUGGAUUCCGGCAGCGUUGAGGUCGUCUUUGAGUGCGAUUGCUUCCGCCUAUACAGCGAUGGACACGUCGAGCGUACCGGCGGCAUGGAAACCGUGCCCGCCGGCUUCGACGCCGCCACCGGCGUCACCUCCAAAGAUGUCGUCAUCGACGCCAGCACCGGCGUCGCCACGCGGCUCUACCUGCCAGCCAUCCAGACGGCGGCCCCGUUGUUGCCGUCCGAGUCCGACGACGACAGCGCCGCGACGAAGCUCCCCGUCCUCGUCAUCUUCCAUGGCGGCUUCUUCAUCGUGGGCUCAUCCGGUGGCCCCGACUUCCACCGCUACGUGAACUCGCUGGUCGCCCGCUCCCGCGUCGUCGCCGUCUCCGUCGACUACCGCCUGGCCCCCGAGCACCCGCUCCCCGCUGCCUACGACGACUCCUGGGCCGCGCUCAACUGGGCGGUGUCCGGCGCGGACCCGUGGCUCUCCGACCACGGCGACCUCGGCCGCGUCUUCGUUGCCGGUGGCAGCGCCGGCGCGAACAUCGCCCACAACAUGGCCGUCGCAACGGGCACGAGCGUCUUGCACGCCGCGACACCUGCUUUGGCGGCGCGGAUCGGAGGCGUGAUCCUACUCCACCCUUCGUUCUGCGGCGAACAGAAACUGGAAGACGAGGCAGAAGAGUUCUUGCAAGCUAAUAAGAAGAGGUGGGAGGUCAUCUUCCCCAGCGCCAGGGAUGGAACCGACGAUCCGAGGAUUAAUCCGAUGGCCGCCGGUGCAGCGCCGGGCCUGGCGAAGCUGGCCGGCAAGAGGUUGUUUGUAGCCACGGCGUCGGAGGAUCCGAGGGCGCCAAGGGGCCGAGCUUACUGCGAGGCCGUGAGGACCAGCGGGUGGAUGGGGAAGGUGGAGUGGUUCGAGUCUAAAGGCAAGGGACACGCCUUCUUCGUCUCCGAUCACGGCAGCCACGAGGCUGUUGCGCUGAUGGAUCGAGUGGUGGCUUUCGUUGCUGCCCAUUGAUCGACCCUUUAGGCGUGGGCCAGGCGCAGCUUUUGUUGGAUAUGUAUUGGUGUUUUUUUUAUUGAAGAUGGUCCUAUAUAUUUGGAAAAAUAAUCUAGACGUAAUAACUAGCUUAAUAACUAGUUUUAUGAUGUUUACUGCUCCCUCUAUCUUAUAAUAUAGCUACAUCUAUGUUUCAAGUCCAA
Molecule: messenger RNA, 1640 nt
Organism: Setaria italica (foxtail millet)
Lineage: Eukaryota; Viridiplantae; Streptophyta; Magnoliopsida; Poales; Poaceae
Product: tuliposide A-converting enzyme b1, amyloplastic
Exons: 1
Coding region: 454-1455 (333 amino acids)
Molecular function (GO): hydrolase activity
Source: RefSeq, a predicted model, not a curated record